UGUAGGUUUGCUGGCGUCAUUUUGCAAACCUUGCAAUGGCAGACUGCGAUGAGGAGGAGGGCCGCAUCCCGCUCCCGCCGCAGCUGAAUCGACUUCCAAAAGAGAAGCUGAGCCAAGUGGGCAAGGCGCUGGAGGAGCUUGCUGCCACAGGAUUGAAGGAUUUGCCCGAUGUGGCAUUUCUGGCCAUGGCUGUGAAGCCCUACGCAUCACGCCCCCCUCUACCUGCGGAGGACAAAUUAAGCACCUACCAGGCGAUGAGCCUUUGGACCUGGACUCCCAACUGCCGGGCCAAAGCGCAGUCGCAGCCGCAGGCCGCUUUGGCGCCUUCGGCAACUUCGGUGUCGGCAGACGAGCCGCCGCCCCGUCUUCGGGCGAUAGCAAAGGACAUCACCGCGAGGGUCGAGCGGUUGAAGGCCCGAUUAAAGGAUCGAGCAGAGAGUUUGUCCUGGCUGAGACGGCGGAGAAGGUUUCAACCCCGCGCGCCGGAGGUGGUGGUGGACGAGUGGCUGCAGGCCAUGCUGGCCGCAGACGCCCAGCUGCGGGAGAUGGCCACCAUGGGCGCGGUCAAAGUUCUGGGCGACGGACCAGGCGUUCUGUUUGAAUACAGCCCAGCCGCGCGCCCGUCUGCCAGACUUCCAGCACUGAGCCUGCGCCCGGACUGGCAGAAGCGGGGCCACUUCGCCCGCUUCGAGCCGCGGAAGCUGCCGGGCCAGCCACUCACGGUGCAACCUGCCGUUCUCACCGUCCACCUGGGUGCGGAAGGUUGCGAGACUGCUGCCAGCCUUUGGCAGAGCCUACUGGAGCAGCACUGGGUCAGCGCGAACGGCGCGCCAAUCGGCUGCCCCUCAGCGGUCUUUGCGGAGAGCCGAAGCGGCAGGCAUGUGCCGCGGGCAAUUCUCGCCGGCUUCGGAGAAGCUGCGAGCCGCGGGCUGCUCUCUCCGGCUUCCGUUUUGGUGGGGCAGAAGGAAGCUUCACUGAGCCCCGGGGCUGCAUGGACCGCAGGAAAGGAGGGCAACUUCAGCGAAGCUGUGCUGGAGGCCAUGCGCCUGCAAGUGGAACACAUGGACUACUUCGAUGGCUUUCUGUUGUCCUACCAUGCGGGAGAAGAUGCGCAGACCAGCGGUCUGGCCGCCAAAGUCCUGGAGCAGGUGAAGGAUUCAUACCGGACGACCUUAGUGACGGUGGCCGGCAUUGAGGACCCCACUGACACAGAACUUCGGCGGAGUGCUGCGAUGGCUUUGUGUUCCGUCUCGGCUCUGGAGCUGAUGCAGCACUCUGGGAUUGUGGCCCUCUACGACCGAUCCGCAAGUGGACUUCAGGCGAAGGCGAGUGUGGUGUCUCAGCUGCUGGCUGGGCUUACUGAGCCCCGGCGUCUGCCCGGCUGCGGCCGCACCGGGAACUUCUUGGGGCUGAUGCAGAGCCUCCGAAGCUACGAGAACGCAUUGAAUUUGGCAAUCCCUUUCUGCGGCAGCGCACCCCGGGCCGAGAUCGAUGGAAUGUGCCACUACACGCUUGCGAAGGAAACAUUGCUGAAGGGCAGCUUGUGUUCAGCGCUGAAUGGUGAGACCAGGUCCCGAGUGCGCGGUACGAUUUCCAUAGUUAUGAACUGCCGUGGCAUGCAGCAUUCGGCGGCCAUGAGCGCUGUCGCGGACCUCCGCGAGACAAACCUGCACGGCGCGCCGGUGCUGGGACGAGCAGGCGUCACCAUCCACAGCUAUGCUGCAGAUGCCGAGCCUGGUGUGGUGGCGUUGGAAAAUACCACCGAUGUGGACGAGCUGUUUGGGAGUUGGAGGAUAGCAGCCGAGGAGUUCAGCGAGAUCCGGGGCGAAGGCACGCUCUCGGACCUGGAAAACAAGAGGAUGGAGUACCAGGAUGCCGCAACUUGGGACUUUGGCGGGCACGGCGGAGGUGAGGAGUGAAGAAAGCCAUGUCGUUGAACCCAUGAUGUGAACUUCGGGUGAAUCUGCCAGAUUAUCCUCUGGUGGAUAGUUCGGGGGGGAGGUGCCUGAACAGUGAAGAAGUAGUGGGGGUUUCCAUUUAACCCACUACAAGCCAAAGUUUUGGCAGGGGGUCUGAGAACAGCGCA
This is a messenger RNA of Effrenium voratum, 2086 nucleotides long. The record is from the annotation of a GenBank genome assembly. Lineage: Eukaryota; Dinophyceae; Suessiales; Symbiodiniaceae.